This is a messenger RNA of Cucurbita pepo subsp. pepo (vegetable marrow), 1356 nucleotides long. NCBI's taxonomy places the organism in Eukaryota, Viridiplantae, Streptophyta, Magnoliopsida, Cucurbitales, Cucurbitaceae. The record is from RefSeq and is a predicted model, not a curated record.
UCCCAUUCAUCUUCCAAUUACAACUUGGCUUUCAUCGCUUCCUCUGCUCGUCAAACAAUAACGACCUCCUAAACAUAUACCCAACACCCCUUCUUCCUCCUUCCAUAUUUUUUCAUCUUUCCUUUUGUUCCGCCCGCGGGAGCUUCCGCUUCUGCUCCCUCGAAUGUGACUGAGAUUCCUUCCCCUUUUCCUUUCAUUCUUUCGACUCUCAUUUUUUUUUUUCUUCUUUUCUACAGGGGAGGGGAUUCAUCUCUUCUUGUUCUUCCCUUUUCGUCUCUCAUUCACCACAACUACCACUGCCCAAGGAGAUUAAACAUUGAUCAAAUUCUAAAAAUGAAAGUGGAAAUGGAAAUGGAAUUUGGGAAUGCUCGAAAAGGAAUAAAGCAUAUGGAAGAAAUGGAAGGAUACGGGGGGCUGAAAAUCAUUGGCGAGGAGGAAGAUCUAUGCGAAGAAAACUCGCCAAGGGGUGUGUUUGAGAUUCCAGUUCUGGGGACGGAUUCGGACCAAAGCGAGAGCAGCAGCGGGGGCGACGGAGGGAGCCUGACGGUGGCUGUAAACUCGAUGUUGCCGCCGCCGGAGAACUCGCUGUUGCCAUCGGCUCUUCUCCAAGAGAGCGGUGGAAUUCCAUGGAAGGCGAUGAUCGGGUUGAUAAAAAAGAAAUCGGUUUGGAGAUUGUCGACGAUUCCAUUACUGGCUAUGAGCUACGAUAUUUCGAAGAAGAAUUUCAGCAAAAGAUUUGCUCGUAUUCGCAGCACUGAUGAGGGAAUCAGUAUCGAGGAUGUUCCCUUCUGCAAACCUUCUUGGAGAAUUUAUGGCUUCUCGGAGCUGUCCACUGCUACCAACAAUUUCAGCCCAGAAAACCUGCUUGGAAAAGGAGGGCAAGCAGAGGUUUACAGAGGUUGUUUAUCCGAUGGCCAAUUUGUGGCGGUUAAGAGACUUAUGAAAAGGGAGAAGGACAACGAGGAAAAAACUUCUGAUUUCUUAACGGAGCUUGGAAUUAUCGCUCAUAUUAGCCACCCCAACGCUGCACGGUUGCUUGGUUUUGGAAUUGAUGGUGGUCUCUACCUUGUCCUCGAAUACAUCCCUUUUGGCAGCUUUGCCUCUGCCCUUUUCGGUGCGGAAUCUCUGGAUUGGAAGAUAAGAUUUAAGGUGGCUAUUGGCGUAGCAGACGGGCUGAACUAUCUCCAUCGUGAAUGUCCAAGGCGCAUCAUUCACAGAGAUAUCAAAGCCUCUAACAUUUUGCUCGGUGAAAACUAUGAGCCACUGAUCUCUGAUUUUGGAUUAGCGAAGUGGCUGCCUGAAAAUUGGGCUCACCAUGUCGUCUACCCCAUCGAGGGUACGUUUGGGUAAGUUAUA